AGGUAGAGGAUGCCAUGCUAAUGUUUGAUAAAACUACAAACAGACAUAGAGGCUUCGGCUUCGUAACGUUCGAGAAUGAAGACAUUGUAGAGAAAGUCUGUGAAAUUCAUUUUCACGAAAUCAAUAAUAAAAUGGUAGAAUGUAAGAAGGCUCAACCAAAGGAGGUGAUGUUUCCUCCAGGCACGAGGGGGAGGGCGAGAAGUCUUCCCUACACCAUGGACGCCUUCAUGUUGGGCAUGGGCAUGUUGAGUUAUCCAAACAUUGUGGCAACGUAUGGUCGUGGAUACACAGGAUUCUCUCCUAGCUACAGUUACCAGUUUCCAGGUUUUCCAGCGACUGCGUACGGACCGGUGGCGGCGGCAGCAGUGGCGGCAGCACGAGGCUCAGGGUUUCCAGAUUAUGGCUUUUACUCUGGGCCUGGAGACCAGCGGGCCGCCCCCUGCUCCUUUGCUGAUUAUGCCACCCUGGGACCCCAUACAGGUCAGAUGCUGCAGAGCGAGCACGUCACCUCCACCUGCAACUCUCCGUCCCAGCACCACCCAAGCCCGGACCACUUUAAAAGCUCAGGUGCUAACCCUCCUCGGCCUGGAGGUUUCCCCGGUGCGAACAGUCCUGGCCCCGUGGCAGACCUGUAUGGCCCCAGCAGUCAGGACUCAGCAGUGGGAAAUUACAUCAGCGCUGCCAGUCCUCAGCCAGGCUCCGGGUUCAAUCACAGUAUCGCGGGUCCUUUGAUUGCCACAGCAUUUACAAAUGGGUACCACUGAAAGCUAGCUGAAGACGAGGCACCAACUCUUUGAAGAGUUUGUCUGGAGGCCCUGGGAAAACAUCCGGAGUCUCUGAUUGGUUCGUGUACAGUUGAUGUCAUAUAAAGACUUCAAGCACUACAGGUUCUGAUUGGUCAAAGGAGAGACGAGGAGGGUGGAACCAAAUAAAGUGGACAAGAACAAACACGAUCAUCUCAGAAAACCAACAUCGCAACUGCUGUAACUACUCCAACCCUCCUGUCUCUGCAGGACUUCUCCCUGUUUUUAAUUGAUUUUUACACGCGCUUCUCUUCCUUUCUGUCAGCUUUUGAAAUGACUUUGGCUUUUAGAGACACACUUGUAGAUAAGCGAGUUGUUCAGCCGUGAUCUUUUUUCACUCAUUUUUAGUGUUCGCUAGUCUUGUCAAUUUUUUUGCGCUCAUGGACAGACGCCACAUUGAAAGACAUCCAUUGGGGGAAAAAAAGAAAAUAAUCUUAGUAGCUGUUUUUAAUUGUGAAGUCUCAUUGUGGAUCAUGAUGACCUAUUUUUGGGCAAUACAGAGGGAGAGGACUCCAAUAUUUUUAUGGUCCUUUUUAUAUAUAUAUACACACAUAUAUAUAUCUAUCUAUCAAUGUGUUGUUGUUGUCGUCAUUUAGAAAAAGAAAAAAGUAUACUGUACAAUGUUUUUUUUAAAUGAAAACAUGGUGGUUUCAAAUAUAAGAGACAGAAAUGUAACUGUAAAUAUACGUCACCGCAUAUUAACCAGUUCAGACUUAUUUUUCUGAUGGUUUAAAAAAAAAAAUCAGGGUGAAAUACAAAUGUUUGACGCAAUUAUGGUGGAUAAAAAAGUAAAAUACUCCAGUAAUAGAUUAUGAUUUGUUCAAUGACUGUAAACGCAUAAGCUGAAUCAUCUGACAGGUGUAAAACCAGCAUUUUCAUGAGCUCAAUCUUUCAGAAACGCCACUCCUGUCUAAAGCACACUGUGUGUAGUGAUCAACGAAAGGACGUUUUGCUGUGUUCUGCACAUUCUGACACUUUUAUACUCCUGAGAAAAGAAAAAAAAAAAAAAGAAGCUUACUAUGUCGUCUGUUGUUGUUAAUGUUGUCUAAUAGAGGACGUUCCUCUUGAUUUUGGAAGUUGUACGUGAACGGUUUACUUCUAUUUGGGCAGGAGAAAGCAAAGAUGUUUUUUUGUUUUGUUUUUAAUGAAUCAUACCUCAGUCCUGUGAGAUUUCAUUUAUUCUGCGCAGAUCAAGCGCAUAGAGGAAGCUUUGCACUGUGUACAAAAAGAAUGAGGGGUUUUCUCUUUGCACAUGCUAGCUGUCACGACUGACCUUACACAGAUUUGAAGUAUGAAAAAUUGUUCAGUGAAUGUUGCUUUUAUUUUUCUGCCGCUGGCGUCCAGAACGCAGGUCGAGAAGAAGCCAAACGAAAAGCAAUCUAUUACUGGUGCGCUCAGAUUUCAUUUCAAGGACAUAGCGAGCCUUUUAUCUGAAAUAUUGACGUAUUUUAUUAAUAUACAGCCAGUUGAAGACACUGAAGAAGAAGAAAAAAUGUUGACCCAGAGCUGCUGAUGAGUUUUGUUUUUAAGUUGAAAAGCUGUUUUAGGUCAAAUGCAUAUAUAUAAAUAAAUAAAAUGCAGAUUUUUAAUGUUCUGAUAUGUAUAUUCUGAUGUAAAUGUGUCUUUUUCUGCUGCAGGUGUAAACUGUUUUUUUGUUUAAUGACUUCUCUUUGAUUUGGUGUAGUCUGGUGGACGGAGGUGUGUUAAACCCAGAGCCUCCAAAAGAUUUACAGCUCCAGUUAUAUUUAACAUCCGGAAGGAAACUGAGCAGAAGAUGGAGGAAAACUAUUGUAAUGUUCAAAUGUAAAAGAAAAUGUAAAAACAAAACAUUAAAAAAAAGGAAACGAA
This is a messenger RNA of Danio rerio (zebrafish), 2651 nucleotides long. It is a transcript of the gene msi2a, whose product is annotated as musashi RNA-binding protein 2a. Gene Ontology annotation, cellular component: cytoplasm. The record is from RefSeq and is marked validated. Lineage: Eukaryota; Metazoa; Chordata; Actinopteri; Cypriniformes; Danionidae. Gene Ontology annotation, molecular function: nucleic acid binding; RNA binding.